This is a messenger RNA of Prosopis cineraria, 2519 nucleotides long. RefSeq names its product THO complex subunit 1. The coding region runs from base 463 to 2274 and encodes 603 amino acids. The transcript is spliced from 21 exons. Lineage: Eukaryota; Viridiplantae; Streptophyta; Magnoliopsida; Fabales; Fabaceae. Gene Ontology annotation, biological process: mRNA export from nucleus; regulation of DNA-templated transcription elongation. The record is from RefSeq and is a predicted model, not a curated record. Gene Ontology annotation, cellular component: THO complex part of transcription export complex.
GUGCAGUGAGACUGGGCUCCAAGGCCAUGAACAGUUCAUCUUGCGUGCCUUUGUCCACUUCCACUUCUCUUCACAUCGUUAUCAUAUUAUCUUAAGCUCUCUUUAGUCAUUCCCUUCAAGCUCUCGGCUUCCUUACUUCGUUUUCCUCCAAUUUUGGUGCUUUUCGCCCCUAGAGCUACGAAACAUCACUUUUGAUUUUCGGAGGCAAAGAGAAACCCUAAUUAUCGUUGCAUUCUUGGUUUGGUUCUCUGAGAAAAUUUAAAUGCUUUGUCCUAUUUGUGGAUCCGAGUUUUGAACAUAUUUGAUUUGCUUGUAAUAGCUGUCUCCCCCUCUCUGUUCUCUCUUAAUUAGAAUUUGGGAGCUCUGCUCCUGGAGAGCAAGAGGCUUUUUGAGUACAAAGUUUGUUCUUUUCUGCUGAAGAGUUGGUGGUUCUUUCAGAGAGAUUGACUUAGAAACUCUAGUAUGGAAGUGUUUAAAAGGGCCAUACUGGAGCCUGGCCCGCCUGAAAGUUUUGCUUUGCAGACUGUUCAGGAAGUGAUAAAGCCUCAGAGGCAAACAAAAUUGGCUCAAGACGAGAAUCAGUUCCUGGAAAAUAUUCUACGGAUGCUGCUUCAAGAACUAGUGUCCUCUGCAGUGCAGUCAGGAGAGCAGAUAAUGCUGUAUGGACAAUCAAUGGAUGACAAUGAGACAACUCAGGGUCACAUUCCUCGCCUUCUUGAUAUAGUGCUAUAUCUUUGUGAGAAAGAACAUGUUGAAGGUGGCAUGAUUUUUCAGCUGUUGGAAGACUUAACAGAAAUGUCUACAAUGAAAAACUGCAAAGACAUUUUUGGGUAUAUUGAGAGCAAACAAGAUAUUUUAGGAAAGCAAGAACUUUUUGCUCGGGGAAAACUUGUGAUGCUGAGGACCUGCAAUCAGCUUCUUCGCCGGUUGUCAAAGGCAAAUGAUGUGGUCUUUUGUGGACGAAUUCUCACAUUUCUGGCUCAUUUCUUCCCACUAUCUGAGCGUUCAGCCUUAAAUAUUAAAGGAGUUUUUAACACAUCAAAUGAAACAAAAUAUGAGAAAGACCCCCCUGAAGGUAUAUCUAUAGAUUUCAAUUUUUAUAAGACUUUCUGGAGCUUACAGGAAUAUUUUUCUAAUCCGAAUUCUCUAAAUCUUGCUCCGACAAAGUGGCAGAAAUUUACAUCUAGCUUAACGGUCGUGCUGAAUACUUUUGAAGCACAACCUUUAAGUGAUGAAGUAGGAGAUGCUAAUAAUUUGGAGGAAGAGUCAGCUAAUUUUAGUAUAAAAUAUCUCACUAGCAGUAAGCUAAUGGGCCUAGAGUUAAAAGACCCAAGUUUUCGACGCCAUAUUCUUGUCCAGUGUCUCAUAUUGUUCGACUAUUUGAAGGCUCCUGGAAAAGGUGACAAGGAUUUGCCAUCUGAAAGCAUGAAAGAAGAGAUAAAAUCAUGUGAGGAGCGUGUUAAAAAGCUUCUUGAACUAACUCCACCCAAAGGGAGGGCAUUUCUUCAUAAAAUUGAGCAUGUACUGGAACGAGAAAAGAAUUGGGUAUGGUGGAAACGUGAUGGCUGCCCGCCAUAUGAAAAACAGCCAAUGGAGAAGAAAGUAGUGCAAGAUGGGGCCAAGAAGCGUAGGCCAAGAUAUAGAUUGGGCAACAAAGAACUCUCUCAGUUGUGGAGGUGGGCUGAUCAAAAUCCGAAUGCUUUAACUGAUCCUCAGCGUGUUAGAACUCCUUCAAUUAUGGAAUACUGGAAACCUUUGGCUGAAGAUAUGGAUCCAUCAGCGGGUAUAGAAGCUGAAUAUCACCGCAAGAAUAACCGGGUUUAUUGUUGGAAAGGUCUUCGUUUUUCAGCUCGACAAGACUUGGAGGGAUUUUCUAGGUUUACAGACCAUGGCAUUGAAGGGGUUGUCCCGCUGGAACUUUUGCCACCUGACGUUCGAUCUAAAUAUCAAGCUAAACCAAAUGACAGGGCAAAACGGGCAAAAAAGGAAGAAACAAAAGGCACUGUUCAUCAUGUUGAGGGAAAUCAGAUUGCUGCGCCUGCUGCUGAGGCUGAUGGAGAAGGUACAAGAGCUGAUGCAUCGGCAGCUCCGAUGGAGUUUGAUGCUGUCGCUGUCCCAGCUUCUCAAGGCGGAACACUGACACCAGAUGAACUCCAGAAGCAGAGCUCCGACACCGACGUUGGUCAGGAAGCAGGGCAAUUGGAAGCAGAUGCUGAGGGUGAGGUAGAGGCUGGUAUGAUAGAUGGAGAGACAGAUGCAGAUGUUGAUUUAUAAGCAGUUGGAGUUUUCAGAUCGUCAUGCUAAGGAAUCAUGGUGAAACUCGAACAAUUUUUCAUCUAUCAGUGAUGAUCGACAGUCUAUUUGAAUUCAAUUGGCCUCUCGCGUGAAUGCUAGAGUUAAUUCCCAUUUUCAUAAUUAAAUUAUGAAUGGAUCAAAUAUUGUAGAUCAAAUUGGUUUCCGUGCUUAUUGUGCUCGCACUAAUUUUUCAUAUUCAUAUCAAGCUUGAAUUGUUGAUGAUA